AUGAAUCUCUUCUUGGUCACUGCAAUUCUGCUGAUCCAGAAUCCCACAGUAACAGAACAACUCAAGAAAUGCUGGGGAGACUAUGUUCAGGGACACUGCAGAAGAAUCUGCAAAGUAACCGAAAUACGUAAGGCGCUAUGUGAAAAUGGGAGAUACUGCUGCCUCAGUAUCAGCAAACUAGAAGAACGCAAAAAAUUUACAAAGCCACCUCCUCCAAAGCCGCAACCAUUUGCCUUAACUCUUCCUCAAGAUGAAGUGCCAGAAAUUUUCUCAACUCUCGAGACAUAUCACACAUAA
This is a messenger RNA of Cavia porcellus (domestic guinea pig), 297 nucleotides long. It is a transcript of the gene Defb127, whose product is annotated as defensin beta 127. Bases 1 to 297 code for a protein of 98 amino acids. The record is from RefSeq and is a predicted model, not a curated record. The transcript is spliced from 2 exons. Lineage: Eukaryota; Metazoa; Chordata; Mammalia; Rodentia; Caviidae. Gene Ontology annotation, cellular component: extracellular region. Gene Ontology annotation, biological process: innate immune response.